Molecule: messenger RNA, 2400 nt
Organism: Dermochelys coriacea (leatherback sea turtle)
Lineage: Eukaryota; Metazoa; Chordata; Testudines; Dermochelyidae
Gene: MAD2L2
Product: mitotic arrest deficient 2 like 2
Exons: 9
Coding region: 109-744 (211 amino acids)
Cellular component (GO): zeta DNA polymerase complex
Source: RefSeq, a predicted model, not a curated record
GGCCGGGGGCGGCGAGGUACGUCAAAGGGCCGCGCCGGGCGGACACCCCCGAGCCUGGCAAGCGGGCCCCGGGCGGGGAGCGGCCGCCGCCCCGCGGUUACUGGAAAGAUGACCACCCUCACGCGGCAGGAUCUCAACUUUGGACAAGUGGUUGCAGAUGUUCUCUCAGAGUUUCUUGAAGUGGCUGUUCACCUCAUCCUUUAUGUUAGAGAAGUUUACCCCAUUGGGAUCUUUCAGAAGAGAAAAAAAUACAAUGUACCAGUCCAGAUGUCCUGUCAUCCAGAGCUGAAUCAGUACAUUCAGGACACGCUGCACUGUGUGAAGCCACUAUUAGAGAAGAAUGACGUGGAGAAGGUGGUGGUAGUAAUCCUGGAUAAAGAGCACCAUCCAGUGGAGAGAUUUGUCUUUGAGAUCACUCAGCCACCUCUACUUUCCAUCAGCUCAGACUCGCUGCUGUCCCAUGUGGAGCAGUUGCUCCGUGCCUUCAUCCUGAAGAUUAGCGUGUGUGAUGCCGUGCUCGACAACAACCCCCCAGGCUGCACCUUCACUGUCCUGGUUCACACACGGGAGGCUGCCACGCGAAACAUGGAGAAGAUCCAGGUGAUAAAGGAUUUCCCAUGGAUCCUGGCAGAUGAGCAGGAUGUGCACAUGCAUGACCCCCGGCUAAUCCCCCUGAAGACCAUGACCUCGGAUAUCUUAAAGAUGCAGCUUUAUGUAGAAGAAAGAGCCCACAAAGGUACCUGAUGCUGACUCUUCCCAUCACCUUCAACCUGGGCCAAGCCUCAGAUCUUCCAGCGGAAUCUAGUGUCUUCUAGGGGGAUGCAACUUUCCUUGUUAACAGGUGCUUCUUCAGCUGGCUUCCUAAGUGACUUAAUGUCCUUUGAGCAGCUCCUGAUGGCCAUGCUGCCUAUGGGUUUAAAGUGCUCUUACCGCUAUACGUAGAACUGAUUCGUGUGUAUGUGUGUGUAUGUGCGUGCGCGCGUGCAUGCGCACAGAUUGUCACAGCAAAUCCACAAAUGCAAAAGUGAGGGAUGUAGCGUAAACUGCAAGUGGGAAUCAGUGUACUUCACUUGCUCUUUAUGAUCCUGAUUUAAGCUUAAUAGGGCAGCUCAAUUGCACAUUGGUACUUGUAUGUACAUGUCCAUUCUGUGUAUGUACCUCUGAGCAUCCAGCUGGAUAACUUGAGUGUGUUCUGUUGGAAGCCUAAGCUCGUGUGACUCCACUGAAAUCGCUUGACUUACAGCAGGGAUGAGUGGGGCCUUAUCUACAGUGUGUGUCCACUGUGAGUGAGUGAUCUGUAGAGUUGUCAAUAAAUACUGAGUGAGUUCUACCAUCACAGAGCUAGCCUGAAUUGUGUCAAAGGCAGCCUCCUCCGGUGUGGUAGAUGUACAGGACUGUACUGGUCAGAGUACCAUUUCACUCUGUGACCAAGUAGAACUGGCACCAUUGCACCCAGUAGACUUGCUCUCUCUUCAUUUUCAGCAUUAGACACAAGUGAUGACCCCAUGUUUCCAUGGGAAAGUUCUAGGAGGGGUGGAGAACGUCCCUUGGAUUCCUUUGGAGUCCCAGUCUCCUCCUGUACACAUACAGUUCCAGAGGGAGAGGGAUCCAGCCCUCUGAUCCCAUGGAUCCCCAGAAAACUAGGGCUGUAUGCACAAGGUGUUGGGACACACCUGUCUACAUCACAGCUAUUUUGGUGACAUGCUGCCACCACUCAGGCUUCUCUCAAGGAGAGGAGGUUCCCAUGGCAAAGGUAAUGCAGCACCUCUAUGAAGGGUCUCCACUCCAUCCUGUGGGGGAAACAAUAGGCAGAUGCAGGAGCACAGACAAGGAAGAGACUCCGGCUUACAGAGCAACAGCACUGCACAUCAAAGAGGGCCCUGACUAGGGGCAAGGGAGGCCGAGUAGGAGAUGGGCCUAUGCUACAUGGACAAUGCAAGAGGAGUUUGAGGGAGGGGUUUUUCAAAAGGCACUUGAAUUGCUCAACCCUGUUACCAUUGACUUUACUGGGAGCAGUGGUAGAGUGGGAUUUCACUUAAGUCUGUACAACACCCUUAGAAAAAACAGGGUUGCAGAAGGCCUCAAAGGGGCCCGCAGAAUCUUGUAGUAGUAGUAGUAGUAGUGAGGGUAGAAAACGGAAGAGCAUUGUUUGACUAUUGGCCCCUAGACUGUGUUGGCAAAGAAACACCUUUACUUAACUGAGCUCCCUUGGUGACGAAUCAGUGGGAGUAGGGGCAUCAGGUGAUUCCACGCUGGCCAUCUCACUCUCAGAGAGCAGAACUCCAUUAGACAAAGGAGAGUAAAGAAAUAGACUAGGAAUAUACAUAUCACUUUAUUAAUUCCUAGUGGCUAGCCAGUAGCAUAAGCACUUCAGUUACAAGGCAGACAGUUUAUGAAGAG